AUGAAGACGUUUUACCUUACCGCCAGUCUAUUCCUCUUUGUACAAUGCAGUGACGCCGUGAGAGAACUAGUGCAUAAUCCAAGAAGUCCUGCAGCUUGCAACACGUCAACGACUUUUGCCUGCACAUCAGAGCCCGGAAAGUGCAUCCCGAACUCGUGGAAAUGUGAUGGGGAUAUCGAUUGUCUGAAAGGCGAAGAUGAGGAGAAAUGCAGUGAUACGUGCCCCGAUGACGAGUUCAAAUGUGGUGGUGAUCAAGAGAAAAGUGGUGGAACAAAAGCUAUCAAUGGUUGCAUUCCGAAGAAGUGGCGAUGUGAUGGAGAAUUUGACUGUGACGACCAUUCAGAUGAGAAAGAUUGCCCAGAAAUCAAGUGCAAAGAGGAUCAGUUCAAAUGUUCCGAAUUUGAUGGUCAAUUCACGCUUUGCAUCCCGAACUCGUGGAAAUGCGAUGGACAGAAUGACUGCGCCAGUGGUGCCGAUGAAGAAGGAUGUCACGAUCGUGUUUGCACGGAUAACGACUUCAAAUGUCGCAACGGUGUUUGUAUCUUCAAGAGCUGGACUUGUGAUGGAGAAGACGAUUGCGGAGAUGGGAGCGAUGAGGACAAAGAAGUUUGUGAGAAGGAGCAAAAGACGGCCUGCAAUCUUGAUCGGAUGUUCCGAUGUGAAUCUGGAAAUGGAUGCAUCCCGCGAGAAUGGAUGUGCGAUGGGGAGAGCGACUGCCGAGAUCACUCCGACGAAGAGAAUUGCACAGUUGCAACAGCGGCCAGUUGCAGUCACAAAACGGAAUUUGCUUGCAAGACGGGCAAAUUCUGCAUCAGCUCUCAGUGGAAGUGUGACGGAGAGAUUGAUUGCCCGGAUGGAUCAGACGAAACCGAAUGCAACCCGAAAACGUGCGGAGCUGACGAAAGAAGUUGUUCGAGCGAGAAUCCGAAACUGCCGGCAGCGACUCUCUGUUUCCCAGAAACAUUUUGGUGCAAUGGCCGUGAAGAUUGUCCCAAUGGAGAGGACGAAAUGAACUGCACUAAACUUGAAACAAAGAAAUGCGGUGACUAUGAAUACGAAUGCCCCGGCUCAAACAAUUUAUGUAUACAGCGUGACAAACUUUGCUCUACGAACAAGGAAAACUGCUUGAGUGACGACUUUUGUUCAAAGGAUAUCAAAGAUUGCACUCCCAACUCAAACUUCUGCAAAAAAACCGACUCCUAUGUGAAAAACUUCUCGGUCUAUCAGUGUGCCAAGGGAUUCAAGGCCGUGAAUGGCGUCUGUGAAGAUAUUGAUGAGUGCAAGGAAAUUCCCGGUGUGUGCGAUCAACUUUGUCAGAAUUUGCCAGGAUCAUAUCGAUGCGGAUGCCAUCGCGGCUACAAGCUCAGCCAAACCAAGGGGGGGCUGAUACCGACGAAGUGUCGAGCAAUUGGUGGUGACCCGCUCGUUUUGCUCUCGAAUCGUGCCACCAUUCGUCAAUUCGACAUCGUAACAAAUGUUCACGAAGCUUUGGUUCAAUCGCCGGGAUCCGCUGUUGCCAUGGAUUUCCACUUGAGCAAUAAUACGAUUAUCUGGUCUGACAUCACUCAACAGAAGAUCCUUAUGUGCAAGGUUCAAAACGGAAACGGAUCGGCGAGGAAGAGCUUCAUUCUUGAUGGAAACAAUUGCAAGCCUUCGAAUCAGUUUGUGGUGUUUGAAGGUGAAGUGCAUACACCCGACGGUUUGGCGAUUGACUGGGUGCACAACUUGUUGUUCUGGACAGACGGUGGACUUGAUCAAAUCAGUGUCAUGAAUCUGGACACGCGUCAAAAGAAAGUCCUCUUCACUGACAAACUGGAGGAGCCACGAGCGAUCGCCGUUGACCCGGAGUUUGGGCUCAUCUUUUGGACCGAUUGGGGACAGGAGGCCAAAAUUGAGAGAGCCGGAAUGGAUGGAAAAAAUAGAACGGUGAUCAUGCAAGGCGAACAAGUGAAGUGGCCGAACGGUUUGGCGUUGGAUCUUCUGGAGAAGCGAGUCUACUGGGCCGAUGCGAAAGUAAAGAGCAUCCUGUCAUGCGACUACUACGGAAAUAAUAUCAAGACGGUUCUUCACUCUCACUCAUACCUUCGUCAUCCAUUCUCAUUGGCGGUGUUCGAGGAUCGAGUUUACUUCACCGAUUGGGAGCAUGAUGGUGUGAUCAGUGUGAACAAGUUCACUGGCGGUGAUGUGCAAAAGUUGAUGGGCAAAGUGAGCACUCCGAUGACUGUCCGGAUCUAUCACAAACAGGCUCAACCAGAGCACAGCAACAAAUGCAGCAACGAAGGUGAAAGUCCGUGCGCAAAGGAGCGCAUGUGUCUUCCAACUGGCGCAAUUCGUGGAAAAGAUAGUACUCAAGAGAAGCCCUACAGUGGCCGUCCGUUCAGCUGUGUUUGCCAGGGAGGUCUGGGCGAUGGACUUGAGGAAACCGCCGAAUGCCUUGCUGAAGUGAUCGCUGGAAACCCGGGAUUCUCCUUGUCAACGAUGCUCCUUCUGGCUGUGCUGGCAAUUUUUGUCGUUGGUGGUUAUGCUUUCUACCGUAACCGCAAAGGAAGCUCGUUCACCGCACUUAACUUUGACAAUCCGGUCUACCGACGAACUGUGGAGCCGGAUAUGAACGAUCCAUUCAGUGAUCCGUUCCGUGCGGAGGGCACCGUCAACGUCUCUGGACCGACUCAAGUUGAACAACCAAGUCGGCUCGUGAUUCACGAUGAAGGAGAGAAUGAUCGACACUUCACG
Messenger RNA from Mesorhabditis belari, 2733 nucleotides. The record is from the annotation of a GenBank genome assembly. NCBI's taxonomy places the organism in Eukaryota, Metazoa, Nematoda, Chromadorea, Rhabditida, Rhabditidae.